AACAGCUGCCGCGGAGCCGUUUACAAACAGUGCCCCGAGCGCGGCGCGGCCGCUGCCCCGCGGCGCCUCGGCUCAGGUGCUGGAGUUUCUUUGUGGCACUGAACUUGGCCUUGAGUGUAUUUUACCCAAUGCAACUAUUUGAAAAGUUUGUGCAACAAACCUAAGUGCAACUGACUGUAUCUGUAGACUUGAAAAAUCUGAAGAAACAAUCCAAAAGAAACCUCAUCCCGUCACUGAGCGAAUCUUUGGAUUCUUUUGCUGGGAUGUGUGAAAGCACAUAAAGCUGAAGAAGAAACAAUUUCUGCUGGUGGAAAGAAAAAAAACCUAAAAAUCAUUUUCCUGGCAGAGGUUUUCCAGCUGAGCAGACUUUGGAGCACAUGUUGGAGAACUCUACAAGUGUCCUUACUGUGAUCAGGGAGCCCCCCCAGAGAAGUGCAGGCUGCCAUUAGGAGAUGUGAAGGAGCAGAAGGGAGGAAAGGAAAGAUGCCCACGCAGCCUCUCCUGGCCUACAUGGACGGACCCGAGGGAAUAGCCAGCGCCGUGGGAGCCCAGAUGGAGACCAGCGACGCCUCCAUGACCAUCAAAGGAAGCAGCACCAUCUCCUACAAGAGCCUGCAGGAGAAGUUCCUGCUGCAGGCCGAGGGCUGCACGCCCCUGGACUGCAUGUUCUGCGAUGAGACCUUCAAGCACCCCGAGGAGCUGGGCAAGCACGUGCUGACCGAGCACAGGCCCACGCUGUGCGAGCCCGCCGUGCUCAGGGUGGAGGCUGAGUAUCUCAGCCCUCUGGACAAGUGUCAGGUGAGAACCAGCUCACCUUCACCCAGCAACGAGCAGGACAGCGAGGAGCUGAGCUGCAAAGUCUGUGGGCAGACGUUUGAUAAAGCUUUCGACAUUGAGGCGCACAUGAAAAAGCAUAAAGAUUCUUUCACCUAUUGGUGUAAUGUUUGUGGGCGAAGAUUUAAAGAGCCCUGGUUCCUCAAAAAUCAUAUGAGAACGCACACUGGAAAACCUGGUUCUAGAAACAAGCAUCAGCAAGGUUCUGAAGGCCCCAUAACAAUAAAUGAGGUGGUGCAGGAGCACGUAACUGAAAACGUAACGUCACCUUACAAAAUUUGUAUGGUUUGUGGUUUCCUAUUUCACAAUAAAGAGACUCUAAUUGAGCACAGCAAAGUGCAUACCAAAGAAUCAGUUCCCAACGGUGAAAGCCCCCAAGUGACUGCUGAAGUCAAUGCAGAAGAAACGUCUCAAAACCAGGAAUUUUUCCAAUUCUUGAAUUUAAGACCAAAUUCAGUUCCAGAAAAGGACAAACUGCAGAAGCUUGCGAAGUGGAUCGCUGAGCUGGAUCCUUUCACCACAUAUCAAGCAUGGCAGCUGGCUACCAAAGGUAAAAUUGCAGUUGGUCAUGGGCAGAUUAAAGAGCCAGGGCAAGAAGGAAGUACAGACAACGAUGAGUCAUCUUCAGAUAAAGAAGAACUCUGUGAAAUUUGGAAUGCAAAUAAAGGUAGCCAGGCUGAAACUACAGGGAAGUCAAAGGUAAAUAAAAACAGCAGUUUCACAGGGAAUGGUAACCUAACCCAGGACAAACUGAAACAUCCCUCUGGUGAAGUGCCUUCUAUGGAGAUGGAUUCGAAAUCAUCCCAGAACAAAGAGAAGCCAACCCACUGCUCUGAGUGUGGGAAAGCCUUCAGGACAUACCACCAGCUGGUCCUUCACUCCAGAGUGCACAAGAGGGACCGGCGGGGCGAUGGGGAGAGUUCCACUGCUGCCAGGACCUGCUGUGCCGACAUCAUUGGGAACCUGGAGGAGAACGGGGCGGCAGAGAGGAUGGAGGGGGGAUCUGAGGACGGCUCUGAAGAUGGGCUUCCAGAAACAAUUAAUUUAGAUAAAAAUGAAGACAGUUUGGAAAGAACAAAAGUUAAAACCCUUGGGACCUCCAGAGAAUGCAGCUACUGUGGAAAGUAUUUUCGCUCCAAUUAUUACCUCAAUAUUCAUCUCAGAACUCAUACAGGUGAAAAGCCGUACAAAUGUGAAUUCUGUGAGUAUGCAGCAGCCCAGAAAACUUCCCUGAGGUAUCAUUUAGAGAGACACCACAAGGACAGGCAUGGUGACAGUGCAGCUGAUGGGAAGGGUGACAGCAAAGGUUCCCUGCGGGGUCAGGAGACGGCGCUGUCGCUGGCUGCUGAUGCUGCUCCAGAAACCAAAAAUCUGAAGAGGCUUUUUGAUGGUGCCAAAGAUGCUGAGAGCUGCCCACCUGCCAAGCAGCAAAAGGAAGUUCUGUCCUUGAGCAAUGCAAUGGGCAGCACAGUCUUUUUAAAAGUAAAGAACAAUUCCAGGGAAUUGAACAAAGGUUCUAUUUGUAGCAGUUUGAAUCAAGUACCUGAGAACGUGCCCACUCCUUACCCGGAGAAACUAAAGGCUGAGAAGGAAACCAAGGAAGCCCAGCCUAAAAGAGAGAGAAAGGCUUCUGUGGCCUCAGAGGAAGAUGAUGUCCAGUACAUCUGUGCUUUUAUUGGUGGGAAAAAUGUGAACAAUAUGCAAGAAUGCACCGAGAACUACAGACGCAGACCUGUCGUGGACUGUCACGAGCAGCCCUUGGACUUGACCAGCAAGACUUCCCAGGAGUGUUCAGUGAUUGCAAGCAGAGGCCUGCUGGCCCCCAGCACCUGCCCCUUCUGUACCUACAGGACAUUUUACCCCGAGGUCCUCAUGAUGCACCAGAGGCUGAUGCACAAGUACAACCCUGACACUGUCAACAAGAACGGCUACAGGAGCAAGGCCGUGGCCAAGGCGCGGCGCACAGGCUGCCCCCCGGCCCUGCUGGGCAAGGACGUGCCUCCUCUGCCUCUCCAUCCCAACAAAAACAAGGCUUCCACAAAUCCACAGCAAAAGCCACUGCAGCCAGGGAAAGCCAAGCAGUGUGCCCCUCCUCAGAACAAAGCCCCUCUCUUCUCCGCCAGCGAGUCGAGCAGCACAGCCCCGAGUAACCUCAAGUUUCACAAACAGCAAAGCAACCUUGGAGCUCAGGCAAACAACUACAGACAACCUCAGCAAGAAGAAGUGCACUCCAGCUUCAGGAUCUCUCCAGUACUGGACAGAGUAAAGAAAUCUGACUAUAAAAUCAAAGUUCUGGGUGCCCCAGUGACUCAGUCUGGUCUGGUCAGCAGCAGCAUGAAUGGGGUUCUGGAAUCUCACCUCAGUGAACCUGGCUGGGCUUGCCAGCGAGGCAGAGACUAUCUCUGCAGUAAAUCUGGGAGCAAUGCAAGUCUGGACUAUGGAGAAAGCUCUUCCAAACGGAUGAAACCCUCUGUGGCAGCUGUGGAGCACCUGGACUCUCCUCUGGCUAAUUACAGGAGAUACGAAAUGAGCAGAUUUCACGUUGCAAACAGAUAUGCAAAUCUGCUACCUCAGGAAUACCCUCGCACCAAACCCACAUCCUCUGUUCUGCCAAGCAAACAAGGGCUCCUCAGUGCAGAUGAUGCUGAUCCUCCCAAUGGAUUGACUGCUCUCAAACCCUACGAGCCAUACAGCUCUGGGUCACUUUAUGGUUCUUGUGGGCCUAGCAAUGGCCAGGUCAGCAGCUCGACAGGAGAAGGAAAGAGAUCAGUUUCAUACCAACCCUUACCCAGCAACCUGCUGCAGAAGAGAAGUUUUGAGCCCUUUGUGGGGAACUCACCCUUCAGACCCAGUGACAAGAAGAACUGAAUCACUCCAGAACGGUCUAAGGAUACAAGUGCAUAUUCCAUGGAGUUAUACCUGCAGUUCAUCCCCUGAGGAAGAGAAAAUGGUGAAAGCUACUGAACUAAGCUGUGAUUGUACUGUAUAUAGAAACACUACAGUUUUAUAAUAUUGGUUCUUUUAACAUUUUGUACCAAAUAGCCAUACAAAAGUAGUCUAAACAGUUGGGUUAUGAAGGUGUGUGGAGAAUGUAUAUCUUGACCUUGACUUUUGAGUAUUUUUCAUUAGAAUUAAUUGACCAAAUAUUAGGUAGGAGUUCUAUUUUUACAUACUUGAGCGCUGCUGAAGAGUUUCUCUUGGAAAGAAUAUAUAUCGUUGCACCUCAGGUAAACUGUAAAUAUUGAAGUUGAAAAUCCUGUUGGCGUAAUGCUCCUUUUUCAUAAAAGUGAAAGUUUCUCAUCUGUUGGUUUUUUUUUUCCUGUUGAACUAUGUUAGUUUUUUAAAAGUUCCAAAUAAACUGUCUGAAAGUGUCCUGUUUAUAAAUGUUGUGGACAUGAAAGCAACGGUGCUGACAUUGAUCUGCCUUGGCUGGGCGAGGACCAGGCCGUGCUGGAGGGCUCUGCUGCCCUGGGGCUCUUUGCAGCACGAUUGAAAUGCAAGCAUGAGGCAAUACUUGACAUUUUGGAUUUCCUGAAAUGUGGCUGGAUGAUUCUCUUGGCACUGGUUGCUGUUCUUCAGAGAAGCCUCUUAAAAACACCUCUGCCACCAUGCAAACAGAAAAUCCCUGGGACUCGCUGGAGAAACAAUGAUAAUCUCCAUGUUGCAAAUGUUCGGUUCUGUACUAAGCUCCACACAGUCACAUUUCAAGAAAGAAAACUCCUUUGCACCUUUGUC
This is a messenger RNA of Melozone crissalis (California towhee), 4569 nucleotides long. RefSeq names its product zinc finger protein 217 (gene ZNF217). The record is from RefSeq and is a predicted model, not a curated record. Gene Ontology annotation, molecular function: DNA-binding transcription factor activity, RNA polymerase II-specific; RNA polymerase II cis-regulatory region sequence-specific DNA binding. Bases 484 to 3702 code for a protein of 1072 amino acids. The transcript has 6 exons. Lineage: Eukaryota; Metazoa; Chordata; Aves; Passeriformes; Passerellidae. Gene Ontology annotation, cellular component: nucleus. Gene Ontology annotation, biological process: regulation of DNA-templated transcription.